CCGUGGUAUUCGUCAAGUGCGCCCGUCUGACAGCUUUGAGUCAGAACAUUGCUCCACCGCCUUUCAAGGUGAGUAUUUACCAAUAUGAUCGUCGAGGCUCAAAUGCAAACAAUAGGAAAGAUUCAUUAUCAACAUGUACUAGAAACUAAGUUUUCGUGCCUUAAGCCCGGCGUAAACCAAGUAUUAGAUAUGUGAUCUGUAAGGCCGUUCAGGAUCGCUUAGCACUCCGUUAUCAAUAUGUGGCAAUUUGGACUGGCUGAGUUUCUUUGAUUCAUCAAAUUUACCAAAAUUGAAAGACUACUGGUCUUUUAGUGGUUCACACUAGCAAACAUCUGUAGUCCCUACUCCUUUCUUAGGGAGGGGAGGGUCCGUAUCCGAUUUUCUGGAGAACAAAAGCCUUUGAGUGUUCUGAAAAUCUUGACCGAGUGCCGGUCAUUUGGCAAAAGCGUAAAAUCUAGCUUCGAAGCAUUUACUUUUUAAAAUGAGGAGGCUUGCUAGCGUUUAAUGUUUUACGCUUUACAGUAUAUACUUGAGAUUGAUGUAUUUCAAAUGCUAGUGGUGUAAGCUUUUUUAACUCAGGUUGUCAAAAAGCGAACAAGCUUGAGCUUGAAGAAUGGGUCAUUGUCUGGAGAAUCCAAAGGCACCUCGGGUACCUCAUUCCCUCGAAUACGCUACCCCCUCAUGCACGUAAAAAAAAGGGAAGGGAAUCGAAAACUGAUCCUCAAUUUCAACAUUUUUCGUUUUUCCCAAAGAAUGGUUCUUUAAUUUCUUUUAACGUACCAAGAACCUAAUUAGAUUCCAAGCAUUCCUUUAGGUACUAAGAGCUCGAUAACUUGUGCGGCGUCGCAUUUCAAAUUCUUAAAGAAAAGCUAAGCGACUUGUACUUAUUGUGAAAGUGCUUAUUUUGCUAUUAGAUAUAGAUUCUGCUAAAUCGAAACAUUGUACAGAUUUCCAUUGUUGUAAACAUACCAUGCAGCUAUGCCGGCAGGAUUACAUAAUUAAUCUUUUGUUGCUCACUUAAAAAAAUCCCAUUUGGUUACGUAAUGAGAACUUUUAAAAUAUCAUGUUAAAAAAGGAAUAAAUAAUGAAGAAUUGAGGUAGAUUCAUUUUUACGGCGAAGGCAUUUCGUGACAUUAUAUUUUGGCUUCCACAUUUAAAUUUCGGUUAAUUUCUUCAGCCGCGUAAGGUUCUUCACGAGCGCAUCGUGAAUCAAGUUAAGCAGCAAAGUUUAGAGUCAAAUAUCGAAAUCGUCUCCCUUCAAUAUGCAUCUACACUUUGAUGAGUCUCUAAAGAGGCCAUCGAUGUGUGACGCUUCUACAUAAGAAUAUAAACCGUUUCUUUCUAGGCAAGUCAUGCAUGACACUCGACGGAGGAAGACAAAAUUUUUUUUAAAAGCUGGCUGUUCCUUCGGAAAAAAUAAUUCAUUCAUUCGUAAUUGUUGCCAUUAACCCGAUAAAACUUCUUCUCGAGGGUAGGAGAGGAAACCCUCUUAGAUUCAUGCCUUUAAAACACUAUAAUGUGGCCGAACACUGAUGUAAAACCAAAGAACCAAAGAAUACAGAACUGAAUGUAAUCAAUAGUGCUGUUGCUAUCUAACAAUUUUAAAUGCGGUCAGUGUAAAACGCAGACUGCAGACCAGGGGUAAAAUGCAGACUGAGGGUAAAAAUGCAGACUAAAGACUGCAGACCAGGGGUAAAAUGCAGACUCGGUUCUAAAAUAAACUUCUUCCCCGAAAAAACUUCAGGAGUGAGCUGAAUCGAGGCCGCGUGAGUCAUGAGAGGCUGGCAAUAAUCGUCAUGGUGAUGUUUCGAACUUUAUUUCCUCAGAUGGUUUUGGCGUUGACAUAUUGUUUUAAGGUAAGAACGAGAAGCGUAAAUGUUUGAAUGUGCAGUUCACGGCCAGUUAAAUACAUUUCCCUUGUUAAGGAAUAAAAAGUUCUGCUGAGCAACAUUAGGUAGCUUUAACAUACAUGUAGCUCAUAUACUUUGUUCGGCCUUGAAAGUAAUAGCGAUAGACUUUCAUCACACACCGGUAAUUUCGAUUACUUGGACAAUAAAAACCUGUUUCUCGUACCUUUGUUUUGCGUUGUGAAGUUAGGCGUGUAAAUUAAUUAAAUUAAAUGCAAAUUUGUGAGUGCGAGAUAAGGGUCUGAUUAAAAACCUCCAAACAAUAUCCCUAGGUGUUUGCCUUUCUUAUUCUGCUCGGUGUUUCACCUCAGUAUUAACCCGAGGUGACUCUGCGGCUAUCAUGGUCAACCUAACCUAUGUUGGGCUUAGAUUUAGUUUUUCUGUGACGUGUUUUUAUUCACUGGAAAAAUGGAAGCGUCUUCCUUAAAUUGAAACAAAUUAAGAGCAAAUGAAAGUCUUAAGUUCCUUUUAUGUUUAAUCAUUAAGAGAAACCAGAAAUGUUCAUAAAUUUCAUCUACAGAACUGAGUCUGCAUUCUACCCCUAGUCUGCAGUCUUCAGUCCGCAUUUUACCCUCAGUCUGCAAUCUACCCCUGGUCUACAGUCUCUAGUCCGCAUUUUACCCUCAGUCUGCAUUCUACCCCUGGUCUACAGUCUCUAGUCCGCAUUUUACCCUCAGUCUGCAUUCUACCCCUGGUCUACAGUCUCUAGUCCGCAUUUUACCCUCAGUCUGCAUUCUACCCCUGGUCUACAGUCUGUAGUCCGCAUUUUACCCUCAGUCUGCAUUCUACCCCUGGUCUACAGUCUUUAGUCCGCAUUUUACCCUCAGUCUGCAUUCUACCCCUGGUCUACAGUCUGUAGUCCGCAUUUUACCCUCAGUCUGCAUUCUACCCCUGGUCUACAGUCUCUAGUCCGCAUUUUACCCUCAGUCUGCAUUCUAUCCCUGGUCUACAGUCUUUAGUCUGCAUUUUACCCUCAGUCUGCAUUCUACCCCUGGUCUGCAGUCUUAAGUCGGCAUUUUACCCUCAGUCUGCAUUUCACCCCUGGUCUACAGUCUUUAGUCCGCAUUUUACCCUCAGUCUGCAUUCUACCCCUGGUCUGCAGUCUGUAGUCCGCAUUUUACCCUCAGUCUGCAUUCUACCCCUGGUCUACAGUCUCUAGUCCGCAUUUUACCCUCAGUCUGCAUUCUACCCCUGGUCUACAGUCUUUAGUCCGCAUUUUACCCUCAGUCUGCAUUCUACCCUGGUCUACAGUCUUUAGUCCGCAUUUUACCUCAGUCUGCAUUCUACCCCUGGUCUACAGUCUUUAGUCCGCAUUUUACCGUCAGUCUGCAUUCUACCCCUGGUCUACAGUCUUUAGUCCGCAUUUUACCCUCAGUCUGCAUUCUACCCCUGGUCUACAGUCUCUAGUCCGCAUUUUACCCUCAGUCUGCAUUUCACCCCUGGUCUGCAGUCUUUAGUCCGCAUUUUACCCUCAGUCUGCAUUUUACCCUUAGUCUGCAGUCUUCAGUCCGCAUUUUACCCUCAGUCUGCAUUUCACCCCUGGUCUGCAGUCUUUAGUCCGCAUUUUACCCUCAGUCUGCAUUUUACCCUUAGUCUGCAGUCUUCAGUCUGCAUUUUACCCUCAGUCUGCAUUCUACCCCUGGUCUACAGUCUCUAGUCCGCAUUUUACCCUCAGUCUGCAUUCUACCCCUGGUCUACAGUCUUUAGUCCGCAUUUUACCCUCAGUCUGCAUUCUAUCCCUGGUCUACAGUCUUUAGUCCGCAUUUUACCCUCAGUCUGCAUUCUACCCCUGGUCUGCAGUCUUAAGUCCGCAUUUUACCCUCAGUCUGCAUUCUACCCCUGGUCUACAGUCUCUAGUCCGCAUUUUACCCUCAGUCUGCAUUCUACCCCUGGUCUGCAGUCUUUAGUCCGCAUUUUACCCUCAGUCUGCAUUCUACCCCUGGUCUACAGUCUCUAGUCCGCAUUUUACCCUCAGUCUGCAUUCUACCCCUGGUCUACAGUCUUUAGUCCGCAUUUUACCCUCAGUCUGCAUUCUACCCCUGGUCUACAGUCUUUAGUCCGCAUUUUACCCUCAGUCUGCAUUCUACCCCUGGUCUACAGUCUUUAGUCCGCAUUUUACCCUCAGUCUGCAUUCUACCCCUGGUCUACAGUCUUUAGUCCGCAUUUUACCCUCAGUCUGCAUUCUACCCCUGGUCUACAGUCUCUAGUCCGCAUUUUACCCUCGGUCUGCAUUUCACCCCUGGUCUGCAGUCUUUAGUCCGCAUUUUACCCUCAGUCUACAUUUUACCCUUAGUCUGCAGUCUUCAGUCCGCAUUUUACCCUCAGCCUGUAUUUUACUCCCGGUCUGCAGUCUUCAGUCUGCGUUUUACACUGACUAGUUUUAAAUGGCCCAAUUUCUUUGAAGGAGCCUCUAUGUAACUAUAUUUUGUUGAUGUAUACCUUCUUAGUCCUGCCUGUUGAUAUUAACAAUAGUUUAAAAAGGGAAACCAAAUGGAAAAAGAAGUAUCAAGGGAAUAACUUUUUAGAUGUCGUUGUACGUUUUAAUCUCACCCGACCGAAUUUUUUUUUCAUCACGUUUCGAACAUUUUUACUUAAGCACAUGGUAAAUCAAGUGAAGCAACAAAGUAAUUUUAUCACUUGAUUAUGCGGGACGUUACGAUUUGCUGAGUCUGUAAAGACUGCAAUCGAUCGUUUCUUUGGAAGAAAUAACAAGUCAUGCAUAGCGCAUGACGGAAAAAAGUUGUUUUUUCUUUAAAGCCGUUCCCAUGUAAAAGAAUCAUUUUUAGUUGUUCGUAUUUACAUGGUAAAACUUCAUUUUAGUCCAUUUACAUUAUCAAUAGUUCCAAAGGGGAAUUAACCGAUGUGAAAGGAUAUCUAAAGCGAUUUACUUUACAGCUCUUGUUAAAAUUCAGUCGUCUCACUAGGAUUUUUAGAAACUGUAUAAGAUCCCAAAAUAGGAAAAGGCUCAAGUCUUAGUUGUCCUGAAUUUCAGACAAUUCCGCCUCUUUACGACCGAAUCGUUUCAUUUUCGUAUUGACUCAAAUAUGGUAAACGUUUUAAAUAUGCUUUGAAACCUGGGUUUUAUGUUUUUGUCUCACAGUGACAUAGAAUAAGGAGAAUACGAUGGAUAAUGUGAUAGAAGCCGAUAAAUUAGGUCCACAAGUUCUGGAUGAUCUUUUCAAGUCAAUGCCAUCCACAAAGCGAGGAAUUGCCAUUGGCAUCGCUAAUCAAACAUCUCAUAAGUGGAGUGGAAUGAAUGCAUACUUCAAUUCUGGUAAACCUGGGCCAAAUGCUUUACCUGAAUUCGUGGAAAAAGACGAAGCAGCACUGUUCACUGCAACCAAAACAACUGGCCUGGCAAGAGGAAGUGUAGGCGUGGUUACCUUCUUCAUCCCCCAUGACAACAAGACCGUAGCAGUCAUGUUUAGUGUACCAUUCGACCGUAAUUUGUAUAAGAACUGGUGGGAUGCCAAGAUUUAUCCCAGUAGGAGAGAAGCUGACGAUAGUAUGUGGUCUGACAUGUACUACAAUGAUAAACCUUUCAAAGGGGAUGACGGCUGGCACGAGAAAACUAUAGGUGAAGGUUACCGCGUGAAGGGCAUCAUGACAAGCGAAGGCCAAUGUAAACUUCACGUAAAGAUCUGUAAGUGAACCUUUACAAACUUUCUUGUAAAAUUUUGAAAUUACCGCCUGAAAUUCGUAUUAAUUUUGCUGUUAUUUACAUGAUAGCUUUUUUUCUUGUGAGAUAAACAGUUCAAUAUUCAGUCGCAAAAAUGGUGGCGAGGAAGUGCUUUAGAUAGCAUUGAAGGCUUCAUAGGACAGCAUUUUUUCUGAUAGAAUAAACAUUUUUUCGGUCACAAAGCUGUACAAAUGAUUCAUUUAAAGGCCUCGCAU
This is a messenger RNA of Pocillopora meandrina, 5801 nucleotides long. The record is from the annotation of a GenBank genome assembly. Lineage: Eukaryota; Metazoa; Cnidaria; Anthozoa; Scleractinia; Pocilloporidae.